AUGGCGUCGCAUCCCACGUCCCUCCGGGACCGACAGGUCGUGUCUAUUCAAAAGCUCCUCAACCUCAACCAUGACCCACGACCCGCCGAAGACUCUUCCUUCGACCCGGCUGCGCAGGGCAGCCUCGUCUCACACUCGACUCCGAUCUUGAACGAAGAUGGUGAUCCGAUCUGGAAAGUGCUGGUCUUCGACAACAUGGGCCGUGAUGUCAUCAGCAGUGUUCUACGAGUCAAUGACCUUCGAGCAUGGGGGAUCACUAUUCAUCUAAAUAUCAACGCGCAAAGAUACCCGAUACCCGAUGUCCCCGUUGUCUACCUGGUCGAGCCCUCACCUACAAACAUCCAGGCGAUCACCAAUGAUCUUUCUCACGGGCUCUACUCCCCAGCCCACGUGAACUUCUUAUCCUCGGUCCCUCGGCCGCUCCUGGAGGAUUUCGCAUCCCAAAUAGCCUCUUCCGGCGCAUCGGACCACAUCGCGCAGGUGUUCGAUCAGUACCUGAAUUUUAUCGUUGCGGAGCCGGACCUUUUUAGCUUGGGGCUCGGGAAUGAUGCGUACUACAAGAUCAACAGCCCGAAGACGAGUGAUGAAGAUCUGGAUGAGAUUGUCGAUAGGGUGGUGAGCGGGCUGUUCAGUGUGAGCGUGACUAUGGGUCAGCACUAUCCCCAUUAUUCGAUGUCCGAAGGGGGAGCGGCAGAGUUGAUUGCCACCAAAUUGGACCGAAAACUGCGCGACCACAUUCUCAAUUCCAAAGACAACCUUUUCUCUGGCAGCCAGAAAGCCUUGCCGGGCGUACCGUCGUCGCGACCCGUGUUGAUCAUUAUGGACCGAAAUGUCGACCUCGUACCGAUGCUCUCGCACUCUUGGACUUAUCAGUCACUGGUUCAGGAUGUUCUUCAGAUGCGCUUGAACCGCAUCACUCUGGACGCUGCAGAUGAGCAGGACUCGACUAAAGCCUCCAAGAAGUCGUACGACGUGAAUAGUAACGACUUCUUUUGGCAACGCAACGCAGGGGCCCCAUUCCCCCAGGUUGCCGAAAACAUCGAUGCUGAGCUCACACGGUACAAGGAGGAUGCGAAUGACAUCACCAAGAAAACAGGUGCUUCUUCGAUUGAAGACCUGCAAAACGAUACCAGCGCCUCGGCGCAGCACCUCAAGGCGGCAAUUACUUUGCUUCCAGAGUUGCGGGAGCGCAAGACGAUCCUUGACAUGCAUAUGAACAUUGCUACGGCCCUGCUCAAGGGUAUCAAGGACCGACAGUUGGAUAAUUUCUUCGAGCUGGAAGAGAACAUCACCAAACAAACCAAGGCGCAGGUCUUGGAGCUCAUUGGGGACCCUGCCAAGGGCAACAACCCGUGGGACAAGCUGCGCCUGUUUAUCAUCUGGUUCCUCAGCACUGAGACCGAGCUGAACCGCACAGAGAUGGCUCAGUGUGAGGAGGCGCUCACUAAAGCCGGCGUGCCUGAUGUCACCUCUCUGGCUUAUGUGCGGCAAGUGCGCGAGAUCACCCGGAUGACAAUGAUGACCACGGCAGCCCCCGAGCCCCAAUCAUCUGACCUGUUCCGUGGAUUCUCGUCGCUAUCCAACCGUCUGACGGAUCGGAUUACUUCGGGCUCGCUGGGUGCCAACUUUGACUCGCUCAUCUCUGGCGUCAAGAAUUUCCUGCCGGCAAACAAAGAUCUGACUGUGACCAAGAUCACCGAGUCUAUCAUGGACCCGUCGGCCGCCUCCAGCUCCGCCAUCGCCAAGACUGAGAACUACCUCUACUUCGAUCCUCGGAGCGCCAACGCGCGUGGUGCCAUGCCGCCAGCGGCUUCAUCGCGAAACACCCAGAUGCCCGGUACGAUGGGCGGUGCAGGGCCCGGCACAGGCGCCAGCUUUGGGCAGCGUCGCCAGGCCUUCAACGAGGCCAUUGUUUUCACUGUCGGCGGUGGCAGCAUGGACGAGUACGGUAACUUGCAGGACUGGGUCCGCCGGGUCAGUGGCCAAGUGGGCGCUGACGGGAUCGCACCGGCCCCUCGUCCGGGUGGCGGCGCACCUGGGCCCCGGCGCAGAGUGGUAUACGGCAGCACAGAUUUAAUGAACGCCAGCGAAUUCCUGUUGGACUCGUUGGCACCACUGGGCAAGGAGAGCUAA
Messenger RNA from Penicillium alfredii, 2133 nucleotides. It is a transcript of the gene sly1, whose product is annotated as syntaxin-binding protein. NCBI's taxonomy places the organism in Eukaryota, Fungi, Ascomycota, Eurotiomycetes, Eurotiales, Aspergillaceae. Gene Ontology annotation, molecular function: syntaxin binding. The record is from RefSeq and is a predicted model, not a curated record. Gene Ontology annotation, cellular component: Golgi membrane; cytosol. Bases 1 to 2133 code for a protein of 710 amino acids. The transcript has 4 exons. Gene Ontology annotation, biological process: intracellular protein transport; endoplasmic reticulum to Golgi vesicle-mediated transport.